Molecule: messenger RNA, 8698 nt
Organism: Dicentrarchus labrax (European seabass)
Lineage: Eukaryota; Metazoa; Chordata; Actinopteri; Moronidae
Exons: 21
Coding region: 561-7976 (2471 amino acids)
Biological process (GO): regulation of apoptotic process
Molecular function (GO): ATP hydrolysis activity
Source: RefSeq, a predicted model, not a curated record
UCCGGAGGAACAACAGAACAGGGAUUUAUUUUAAAAGAAAGAUAAAGAGGAGGAGACAGAGAGGAGGACACACGGACCUGCUAUUUAUUUGUUCUUAUUGGAAACAGACAGUUUUAAGAGAAGACCUGUGUUUGAUUGUUGGUCAGGUGAAGUUAAUCUGAUCCACUGUUUCAGAUUCAGGACGAUUUGAGUUUAACCCAAUAAAAUCUUCCCAAAGUUGUCUCUAACGACAGGAAACAGUAUUAACAGUAACCCAGCCGAGUUUCUCUCUUUGGUCUCCAUCUUGUCACUUCCUGUAAGUUCGGACGUGUUUUAUUUUGAAAGGACCGCAGUCGGAUGUGGUUUAAUGAGUUUGACGGUAACGGAAACAGUAACGGAACCGGUAACUGACGGAGCUCACGGUGUUUGUGUUAAAUAAAGACGGUAAAGGAGGUUAAUGGAUUAUUUCUUUAUUGUGCUUUACAGUAACUUAUAUAUUUGAAAAUGUCACUGAACAGCUGAUGGAGUCUGAUCAUCAGUGGAGACUUUGAGGCCUCAGUAGCAUACAGCAGUAAGGACACAUGGCGAGUACAACACAGUCUGCCAGAGAUUACGUCGAGAAUGCCAGAGUCCACCUUGUGAGAGAAUUAAAGAAUCUCUCAGUGAUUGUGGAGAACUUGUAUCAGCAAAAGGUUUUCAGUGAUGAAGAGGUCAGUAAAAUACAGACAGAGAGAGAUGACUUCGAGAAAACCAGAAAAAUACUGGACUCAGUCACUAAAAAGGGUGAAGCAGCCUGCUACAAGUUCCUCAGGAUUAUUGACAUGACGAGGAAGAGGACCGUAGAGAGGGCAUCCGUUCUCCCUGAGAAACAGAGUGCAGCUUCUACUGAGAACAGGAAGUUUGACCUGCACCACUGGAUCAGCUGCUAUCCUUUUAAAGAAGACACACAAAUGGAUGUAAACUACUUACAAGGCUCAAGGCCGUGCCACCGAUAUCAGGCAAAGUUAAAGUCAAAAGCACAAAAAAUAUCAAAUAAGUUUUGGAUGGCAAACAAAAAUCUGUUUGAAGGAAACAACCCUAAUCUGUCGUACACUGCACUUGUAUUAGACAAACAAGGAGGUGAUUCUCCAUCUAAAAUAAAGAAGUUAAAGAGCAAGAAAAGGAAGCUGAGUCGCCCUAAAAAGAUGAAGACGUACAUCCCUAAAGACAGACCUGGAACUUCCCCCAGUGACCUGCUGAAAACAGAUGAAAACAUACUCUUGGUUGGUAAGCCUGGAAUUGGAAAGACUGCACUGUCUCAUGAACUGUUGAGACUCUGGGCAGAAAGAGACAACGAGGAGCUCGAUUACAUGUUUUACUUUGACAUGAGAGAAACAUCCCACAUUACGAGGGCCAUGAGCUUGGAGGAUCUUCUUUUCAGUGUGUUCAGUGAACCAGAUGAAGGCAGAGAAGAGGUCUUACAGGAUAUUAAGAGGAACUCUGACAAUGUUACAAUCAUUUUUGAUGGAAUCACAGAUCUCUCUUCUUCAGUGGUAAAGAAACUUGUAGAGAAGGACCUACUACCUGAUGCCAAGGUCAUCGUGACUUGCAGACCAGAUAAUGAAGAAGACUUUGGGGACUUUCUCAGAGUGGAAGUGAAAGGCUUUAGUGAGCAGACCAUAAAAACAUACUUAUCUGCAAUGCUCGGCGACACCCAAAAGAAGGUUCUGAGCAACUUGGAGUUGUUGACUCUUUGCCAUGUCCCAAUGUAUGCGCUGAUGGUGGCGGCUUGCUUUUCAUCUGAGACACCAGAAGACUCUUCACAGCCGUGCAGUAUAACUGAGAUCUACAUCAAUAUUGUUCGUUUUUGCCUUAAAAUGAACAGCAACAAAACAAAAAACAAAGAUCUGAAUUCCUUCAUCGAAAACAAGAGUGAGGAAAUACUGUCUUUGGCUGAGGUUGCUUUUCAUGCAACUGAAGGAAAAACUGUGAACUUGACAAAACUGCCCCAUAAAGACAGCUGUGUCCUUUGCUUCCUGAAAUCACUUGACAGUCAAGGUGCCCCCACUGAGACAAUAACCACGUAUGCAUUUCUCCAUUACACAAUGCAGGAGUUUUUUGCAGCAAUAUGGCUCUUGAAGAAUCCAGAUAAAAUCAAGGAGGUUUUUCAGCAAUGCCUCACCACGGAGAAGAAACACAUGAAACAUCUGAUCCCUUUCAUGUGUCGAUUGUUAACUGACAAGAGCCCGAGUUUGAUGAAGUGUCUGAUUCCAGCUCAGGAGCUCAUAAAUACAUCCAACUGGUUCUUCAAGGAAAUGAUAAACAGAUUUUUCCCAUAUCUGUGUGAGACAGAUGAGGCUGAUACUGAGGACAGUGGGCUUGAUGUGGACAUACUGUUCCUAUGUCAGUGUUUGUUUGAGUCCCAGUGUCCUGAAGCAUGCGUCUACUUUCUGGACAAACUGGACUACCGUCUUGAUCUCAGUGGAGAGAGUCUCGGCCCUUACCCUUGCUGUGCUGUGGCCUAUGUGGUCACUCAGUCGAAGGAGAAGAAAAUAUAUCUGAACCUCGAGGACGUCAUGGUGUCAGAGCAAGGAAUGAGACGACUAUUUGGAUGUCUUCAAAAUGUCCAGUGGUGUGAUCCUCUGCCACGGCAGCUGUGGGAGGUUUUCCUUCUCAGUGAAGAGCAGAUGGACUACAGGAGAUUACUCGGCCUUGGAAGCAAUCAGCUGCACCUUCCAGUUGAGGGUAAACGACGGCUGUUUGAAAGAGCAGUAAAAGUCAUGCAGAAGAUCUCUACUCAGGUUAAUGUCUGCCUCCACUGCGAUAGGGCAACUCCUGCCUGCCAAAGGCUGCAUGAGUCCCUCUUAGAGGCUUUACCAUACAUCAGCUCACUCAGUUUCUCCCACCGGUUUAGGGUCACAGGUCAAGCUGAGUUCUUUGGGAAUCUGUUCUGUGCAGCAGCAGAGAGAGAACAGCAGACAGGAGAGAAGAUACUGGAGCUGUUAUCAUCAGUGUGCAGAUAUCAAACAUUCCCUCUUAAAGAGAAAUGGUGUGAUUUCCAGCUGGACCUUUACUCUUAUGGUUGUGAAACAGGCUUGAGUGUCCUUCCAUCAUUACAGUCAGUUCUCCAGUCAGCUCCUGCAGUCUGGUCCAUAAACCUCUCAGAGAGAAAGACCUCCAUCCUCCUGGAAGUGCUGAAACUCCAAUCAGAGAAGAAACAAGUGGAGCUGACAGGCUGCUCACAUGAAGAGAGUGAAGUGAGGAGUUUCCUACAGUGUCUGCCUUAUAUCUCACAGUUCAGUUUUGUUCCUCAGUCGUCAGAUCGUUAUGAAGAAACCAAGUUCUUUGGGAAUCUGUUCUGUGCAGCAGCAGAGAGAGAACAGCAGACGGGAGAGAAGAUACUGGAGCUGUUAUCAUUAGUGUGCAGCUAUAAAACAUUCCCUCUUAAAGAGAAAUGGUGGGAUUUCCUGCUGGACCUUUACUCUUAUGGUUGUGAAACAGGCUUGAGUGUCCUUCCAUCAUUACAGUCAGUUCUCCAGUCAGCUCCUGCAGUCUGGUCCAUAAACCUCUCAGAGAGAAAGCCCUCCAUCCUCCUGGAAGUGCUGAAACUCCAAUCAGAGAAGAAACAAGUGAAGCUGACAGGCUGCUCACAUGAAGAGAGUGAAGUGAGGAGUUUCCUACAGUGUCUGCCUUAUAUCUCACAGCUCAGUUUUGUUCCUCAGUCGUCAGAUCGUUAUGAAGAAACCAAGUUCUUUGGGAAUCUGUUCUGUGCAGCAGCAGAGAGAGAACAGCAGACGGGAGAGAAGAUACUGGAGCUGUUAUCAUCAGUGUGCAGCUAUAAAACAUUCCCUCUUAAAGAGAAAUGGUGGGAUUUCCUGCUGGACCUUUACUCUUAUGGUUGUGAAACAGGCUUGAGUGUCCUUCCAUCAUUACAGUCAGUUCUCCAGUCAGCUCCUGCAGUCUGGUCCAUAAACCUCUCAGAGAGAAAGCCCUCCAUCCUCCUGGAAGUGCUGAAACUCCAAUCAGAGAAGAAACAAGUGAAGCUGACAGGCUGCUCACAUGAAGAGAUUGAAGUGAGGAGUUUCCUACAGUGUCUGCCUUAUAUCUCACAGCUCAGUUUUGUUCCUCAGUCGUCAGAUCGUUAUGAAGAAACCAAGUUCUUUGGGAAUCUGUUCUGUGCAGCAGCAGAGAGAGAACAGCAGACGGGAGAGAAGAUACUGGAGCUGUUAUCAUCAGUGUGCAGCUAUAAAACAUUCCCUCUUAAAGAGAAAUGGUGGGAUUUCCUGCUGGACCUUUACUCUUAUUAUUGUGAAACAGGCUUGAGUGUCCUUCCAUCAUUACAGUCAGUUCUCCAGUCAGCUCCUGCAGUCUGGUCCAUAAACCUCUCAGAGAGAAAGCCCUCCAUCCUCCUGGAAGUGCUGAAACUCCAAUCAGAGAAGAAACCAGUGGAGCUGACAGGCUGCUCAUAUGAAGAGAGUGAAGUGAGGAGUUUCCUACAGUGUCUGCCUUAUAUCUCACAGCUCAGUGUCUGUUACUGGUUAAAAGGUGAAGCCAAGUUCUUUGGGAAUCUGUUCUGUGCAGCAGCAGAGAGAGAACAGCAGACAGGAGAGAAGAUACUGGAGCUGUUAUCAUCAGUGUGCAGAUAUAAAACAUUCCCUCUUAAUGACAGAUACAUGGAUUAUGAUGCCAAUAAACAUCAGUGUGAUGUCCUGCUGGAUCUGUACUCCCACCUGAAGGACUAUGAGACUAAAACAGGCUUGAGUGUCCUUCCAUCAUUACAGUCAGUUCUCCAGUCAGCUCCUGCAGUCUGGUUCAUAAACCUCUCGGAGAGAAAGACCUCCAUCCUCCUGGAAGUGCUGAAACUCCAAUCAGAGAAGAAACAAGUGAAGCUGACAGGCUGCUCACAUGAAGAGAGUGAAGUGAGGAGUUUCCUACAGUGUCUGCCUUAUAUCUCACAGCUCAGUGUCUGUUACUCGUUUGAAGGUGAAGCCAAGUUCUUUGGGAAUCUGUUCUGUGCAGCAGCAGAGAGAGAACAGCAGACAGGAGAGAAGAUACUGGAGCUGUUAUCAUCAGUGUGCAGAUAUAAAACAUUCCCUCUUAAUGAAGAGGAUGAUGAUGUUGAGGAAUAUCAGUGUGAUUUCCUGCUGGAUCUUUACUCCCACCUAAAGGACUAUGAGACUAAAACAGGCUUGAGUGUCCUUCCAUCAUUACAGUCAGUUCUCCAGUCAGCUCCUGCAGUCUGGUUCAUAAACCUCUCAGAGAGAAAGCCCUCCAUCCUCCUGGAAGUGCUGAAACUCCAAUCAGAGAAGAAACAAGUGAAGCUGACAGGCUGCUCACAUGAAGAGACUGAAGUGAGGAGUUUCCUACAGUGUCUGCCUUAUAUCUCACAGUUCAGUGUCUGUUACUGGUUUGAAGGUGAAGCCAAGUUCUUUGGGAAUCUGUUCUGUGCAGCAGCAGAGAGAGAACAGCAGACAGGAGAGAAGAUACUGGAGCUGUUAUCAUCAGUGUGCAGAUAUCAAACAUUCCCUCUUAAUGAAUGGGAUUAUGAUUAUGAGGAAUAUCAGCGUGAUUUCCUGUUUGAUCUUUACUCUCACCUGAAGGACUAUGAAACUAAAACAGGAUUGAGUGUCCUUCCAUCAUUACCGUCAGUUCUCCAGUCAGCUCCUGCAGUCUGGUCCAUAAACCUCUCAGAGAGAAAGCCCUCCAUCCUCCUGGAAGUGCUGAAACUCCAAUCAGAGAAGAAUCAAGUGGAGCUGACAGGCUGCUCACAUGAAGAGAGUGAAGUGAGGAGUUUCCUACAGUGUCUGCCUUAUAUCUCACAGCUCAGUGUCUGUUACUGGUUUGAAGGUGAAGCCAAGUUCUUUGGGAAUCUGUUCUGUGCAGCAGCAGAGAGAGAACAGCAGACAGGAGAGAAGAUACUGGAGCUGUUAUCAUCAGUGUGCAGAUAUAAAACAUUCCCUUUUAAUGACAGAAACAUGUAUUAUCAUGUUGAGCAAUAUCAGUGUGAUUUCCUGUUGGAUCUUUACUCUCACCUGAAGGACUAUGAGACUAAAACAGGGUUGAGUGUCCUUCCAUCAUUACAGUCAGUUCUCCAGUCAGCUCCUGCAGUCUGGUUCAUAAACCUCUCAGAGAGAAAGACCUCCAUCCUCCUGGAAGUGCUGAAACUCCAAUCAGAGAAGAAACAAGUGGAGCUGACAGGCUGCUCACAUGAAGAGAGUGAAGUGAGGAGUUUCCUACAGUGUCUGCCUUAUAUCUCACAGCUCAGCUGUGAUCCAGAGUUCUUCCAGAGUGUGUGUACGUUGAUCUCUGUAAGAUCCAGAGAGGAUGAGGAGCAGUUGUCCUCUCUGCUGCAGCUCCUGGGGUACACCCUGCAGUUAACAGGAGAGUUACACACAGGAACCUGCAGGUCUGUGGGCAGAGUUCUCAGACUCUGUGGAUCUGAUGUGGAUCUCAUCCUCAAACCCAGAAAGAUGUCUGUCAGAGGAGCCUCCCUCCUCUUCAGACAUACAACACAACUACACAGUCUGAGCCUCUCCAGUGACAUGGCCUUGCUACUGUUUCAGUGGGUAAGAAGAGGGCGAGCAGCAGGUCUGUUAGCUAUUGAAGAGCUUUCUCUCACCCCUCAGACAGUCCAACCAUCAGAAAGAGUGUUGUUGAAGGUUGUCAGUAGUUUGGCCUCCCUGCUGAGAUACUGGAGCGUCAGACAGUUAGACCUGACUGAGUUCUACGUCCCUGCUCAGGGUCUCAUUCCACUGCUGCUCCACCAUGGUCCUCUAACAAUCAAACUGAGGGAGAAGAUUUCCCUGCAGCUACUCUCCCUGAUCCAUGAAAUCCAGGACAAGGACUUGACCCAGUUGUUCUUGAGUAAGGUUGGUGGAGACCUGAGCUCCUGCUGUCUGAACUGGGAGCUUCUUCACUGUCUGCUGCAGCAGUCUUUAGAUCAGAUCAUCACUGUGAACCUGAGGAAGAACCGCUUCUUACAGGAAAACGUCACACGUCUGCUUCCCUUUCUGGACAAGAUUGUAGUUAAAAGGCCCUGUCCCAGGUUUGUGUUGACUGCCAUCAGAGAGAUCUAUAAAGCUUGUGCCAGUCCCAUUAUACCCAGUUUACUGAGGUCACUGGAUCAUGUGAUCAACCUGACCUGCAGAGAGAUGGACUCGGUGGACUGUGCUGCUCUGCUCUUCACCCUCAAACACAGUGACAGAGUUAAACUGAACCUUGUGUUUACCUCCAUACCAACAGGACAAAUAGAGUCCAUCCUGUUUACACUGGACAAAGUUUCUCAACUCAGUGUUGACAGGAAUCUCUUGCUGAGGUUCAUCCACUGUUGUGCUGCCUCUGACGCCCAGCAGGGGGCAGCAGUCGGCCUGCUCAGGGCUUUGCAGCACAGGCUGGAUCUGUCCUGCUCCUCCUGUGUGGAUCUGCCAGAGGAAGGUCAGAGUGAGACUCUUAGUCUGACUGCUGAGGACUGCAGGGCCGUCUCCACCAUCCUGAGACGCAGCAGCAGCAAGGACACACAGCUCAACCUGCAGGACUGUGAGCUGGAGGACAGCAGACUGGACCUGCUGUUUCCUGUCCUCGACAGAGUCCGCCUCAGAGCCAGUAAAGCUCUCCUCCUCCAGCUGCUGUCUCUGGUUCCUAUGAAAACUGAGAGGGACACAGUGAGACGGGCAGUGUCCCUGUGUAGAGCCCUGGGUGGAGAGCUGGACCUCAGUCACACCACACUGGAUCAGAGGGCCUGUGAAGCUUUGGCCCAGAUGCUGGACUUCUCUGAAGGGCUGACUGAUCUGGACCUCAGUCACUGUGAGCUCACUGACCAGCUGCUGUUCACACUCAUCACACAUCUGCACAAAGUACAAGUCUUAGAUCUGAGUCACAAUAAGAUUACUGAUGCUGCAGCUCACAUGUUACUCCAACUGGUCUCCAUCAACCCCUCCAUCGACACUGUGCGACUCUUCAGCAACAACAUUGUGAACAGAAAUCCCUUUAAGAAACACCAGCAGUUUGAAAUAUGGUGACCCAGUCGUCAGUGUGGAUAGUGCUCAUCAGGAAUAACUCCUUAAUGUCCAAUGAAAUAUUUCUGUAGUCCGAGUACUGAUACUGUGUUUGUGCUCAAUACUUAUACUGAUGAUGAUGACAUGAUAAAGUUUGCUGAUAAUUAUCUGGAGAUCAGUACUGAGAUGCUGUAGUUUUUAUUUUUUAUUAUUUAUAUAUUUAUAUUUUCUUAUUGAGACAAAAUCAUGAGUAGGCCUAAUUUAUCUCUUUGUAUUUUGGGAUAACUGUCAGGGGAGCUCAUGUCAUUUGUAAUCAUUACGAAGGUCGUCUGUGAUCUUAAUCCUGUGUGAAUCUGCCAUGUCUGUAAUUUGUAAUGUAAAAACUUGGGGUUGUAUGUUUUUAUUUUCCUAGUAUCAAACUGAUACCUCAAUGUAAUAUGGUACGAAAAGGGCCUUUGUGUGCAUUCUGUGAUUACUGUAAUCUGGGAUUAUGUUUACUUCAAUGCAGAGAAGAACGACUGUAAUAAUAUCUCAGAGUAACGGUACAAUAAAGGUGCUUUCAGGUGACAAUCAUGUUCAAUACAUUGAGAUAAUAAUAAAUUAUCUGAAAAAAAAAGCUGAAUCUGAAAGAGACAAAUGCCUGUAGCCACAUUAUUUCUGUUUAAAAAUGAUCAACUUUUAUUCUGGGAAACAGUUAUUUAAUGAAUGAGUUGGAGUGAGUCAAUAAAACUCAACAAGAAUAUAAA